This is a messenger RNA of Arabidopsis arenosa, 1495 nucleotides long. Lineage: Eukaryota; Viridiplantae; Streptophyta; Magnoliopsida; Brassicales; Brassicaceae. The record is from the annotation of a GenBank genome assembly.
CUCACUACUCUUUCUCUCUCUCUCUCACUUCAUCCAUGGCUUCUCCUUCUUCUCAGUUUCUCUUCUCUCUGUUGUGCCUUGCUCUCCUUUCUCUUCCUCACAUCGUCUCCUCCAUCGGCAUCAACUAUGGCCAGGUCGCUAACAACCUUCCUCCCCCAAAAAACGUCAUCCCUCUCCUCAAGUCUGUGGGAGCUACAAAAGUCAAGCUCUAUGACGCCGAUCCACAAGCCCUCCGUGCCUUCUCCGGCUCCGGCUUCGAGCUCACCGUGGCCCUCGGCAACGAGUACCUGGCCCAGAUGACCGACCCUAAUAAAGCCCAAGCCUGGGUGAAGGAGAACGUUCAAGCAUACCUCCCCAACACCAAGAUCGUGGCCAUCGUGGUGGGAAACGAAGUCCUCACCUCCAACCAAUCAGCCCUCACGGCGGCCCUCUUCCCGGCUAUGCAGGGCAUCCACGGCGCUCUGGUUGAUUGUGGCCUGAACAAGCAGAUCUUUGUGACGACGGCUCACUCACUGGCCAUCUUGGAUGUGUCCUACCCUCCCUCGGCCACUUCCUUCCGCCGCGACCUUCUCAGCUCUCUCACUCCCAUCUUGGACUUCCACGUCAAGACAGGCUCACCAAUCCUCAUCAACGCCUACCCUUUCUUCGCCUACGAAGAAAACCCCAAACACGUCUCUCUCGACUUCGUCCUCUUCCAACCAAAUCAAGGUUUCACCGAUCCUGGCUCUAAUUUUCACUACGACAACAUGCUCUUCGCUCAGGUCGACGCAGUCUAUCACGCUCUUGACGCUGUCGGCAUCAGCUACAAGAAAGUCCCCAUAGUCGUCUCCGAGACCGGAUGGCCUUCCAACGGUGACCCGCAGGAGGUUGGAGCAACCUGCGACAAUGCUCGCAAGUACAAUGGGAAUCUGAUCAAGAUGAUGAUGAGCAAGAAAAUGAGGACGCCCAUUCGACCUGAGUGCGAUCUCACCAUCUUUGUCUUUGCUCUCUUCAACGAGAACAUGAAGCCUGGACCCACCUCCGAGAGGAACUACGGUCUCUUCAAACCUGACGGAACUCCGGUUUACUCUCUUGGGAUCAAGACUUCCUCCACUCAUAGUAGUGGUAGCAGCAACUCCACUGGUGGUAGUGGUAGUAGCAGCGGCGGUAACACUGGUGGCUCUUCCGGCGGUGGUGGUAUCUACCCGCCAGUCACAGAUAACCCAUCACCGGAUUACAUGUCCAUUUCCUCCGCCAAGACUGUUAAGUUGCAUACUUAGUCGGAUGAAACCAUCUCUGUCUUUCACUCUCUUUAUCUGUUUUGUUUCGUUUUAAAAUAAAUUGUUAGUGGUAAAAGAAAUUACAAAGCUCGAAUAAGGAAGGAUUAACAUUGGGGUAAAGUUGGAAUCUUUUUUAUAAACUCGACAAACUGUGACAAUGUGUUUUGGAUUGGUUAUCACGUGGAGAUGACUCUUGUUUGGUCACUUUUGUCUGAAAAUAUAAUUGAUAUUGAGUG